GGCAUUCUCACAUUUCUCCCAGCCGAGUCCGCGGUGCCGCUUCCACAUCACGGCCGACAGCAAACCCAGACGACGACAUGCGCCCGGCGUGCUCCAACCCCGCAUUCAUCGCAGCCAGCUUGCGCGUCGCAGCAAAUCCACCUCCACCUAGACAAGGUCAGAAGAUUUGAUCCUGAGGGAAUGGUGCUGUUGAGAUGACCUGCGUGGCCUUACUUUCCUCAAGAGAUUAUUCUCCAAUCGAAAGAGUGGAGCAGAAUCGAGCCAAGACAUGCUUGACAGGUUCACAUGAUGGACAGGUGAUGGAGUCUUCCAUCAUCUUUCUUCUCCAGUGACUCAACCUGCCAGAGCUCCCUCUGAGGCAUAAGUGUGCGUACCAGUGGUACAAGGCCCCCUAUUUCUUUGCCAUGGUGACAUAAGCAGUGCUGCAAUAUGAGGGAGAGCCAAAGUGAAACCGUCUCAUUUCUUUCUCCUGUAGCUGCUGCAGCUGCUACUUUAUUGCCAUUUGUAUUUAGCUCCAUAACAAGACUGACUGUGUUGUGAUCAACCCCUGCUCACUGUGUUUUUUUACCCACACUGAGAGAGACUGUCCCCAGGGCGUGUUGCUGGGCCGGUGGGGCGGAGCGGUGCGGUGUGACGUGAGACGAUGCUGGGAUGCGUGACACGCCUCCGUCGGCUCGUCCGUCUCCUCCCCCUGCAGACCUCCCUGCUCCUCCUUUUCCUCUUCUGCACUGUCAGCGUCUUCAUCUCCGCCUACUUCCUCUAUGGCGUCAAGCGGGACCUGGAGCCGUCGGGAGGAGGCGUGUCCGGGGCCGAGGGAGCGUCCGCCGACUCCGAUGACCCGCGGGUCACUCCGUCUCGACUGCUACCUUUGCGGAGCGUCUCAGGGGGCCCCGGGGUGGAUCCCGGCGGGGCCAGGACAGAUCCUGUGGUUCUGGUGUUUGUGGAAAGCCAGUAUUCUCAGCUUGGGCAGGAGAUCGUGGCCAUCUUGGAGUCUGGCCGGUUCAGGUACCGGACUGAGAUCUCUCCCGGUAAAGGGGACAUGCCCACAUUGACAGACAAAGAGAGAGGACGCUUCACACUUGUGAUUUAUGAGAACAUUCUCAAGUAUGUUAACUUGGACGCCUGGAACCGAGAGCUUCUGGACAAGUACUGUGUGGAAUAUGGAGUGGGCAUCAUUGGCUUCUUCAAGGCCAACGAAAAUAGUCUGCUCAGUGCACAGCUCAAAGGCUUCCCCCUCUUUCUUCAUUCGAACUUGGGUCUGAAGGACUGCACAGUCAACCCAAAGUCCCCGCUUCUCUUUAUCACUCGAUCCGGGCAGCCGCUGCCAGGGCCUCUCCCAGGGGAUGACUGGACUGUUUUCCAAUCCAACCACUCAACAUACGAACCCGUGUUGCUGGCCAAGACCCAAUCAGCUGAGAGCGUCGCAUCAAUGGGGCAGAAUGCUGCUCUGCUCCCAUCUGUGGUGCAGGACCUGGGGCUUCACGAUGGCAUCCAGCGGGUUCUGUUCGGCAACAAUUUGGUCUUCUGGCUGCACAAGCUGGUGUUUGUGGAUGCUGUGGCCUUUCUGACAGGGAAGAGGCUCUCAUUGUCCUUGGAGCGCUACAUCCUAGUGGACGUAGAUGACAUCUUUGUGGGCAAAGAGGGCACCCGCAUGAAGGUGCCUGAUGUGAAGGCCCUGCUGGAGACACAGAGGGAGCUACGCACCCAUGUGCCCAACUUCACCUUCAAUCUGGGCUUCUCAGGGAAAUUCUUUCACGCUGGAUCUGAUGAGGAGGACCUGGGAGAUGACCUGCUCCUUUCCUAUGUGAAGGAUUUCUGGUGGUUUCCUCACAUGUGGAGCCACAUGCAGCCUCAUCUUUUCCACAACCAGUCCGUGCUGGCCGAGCAGAUGUUGCUCAACAAGAAAUUUGCUAUGGAACAUGGGAUCCCCACUAACAUGGGCUAUGCGGUGGCGCCUCACCACUCGGGUGUCUAUCCUGUCCACAUGCAGCUGUACGACGCCUGGAAGAAGGUGUGGGGCAUCAAAGUGACCAGCACAGAGGAAUACCCACACCUAAAGCCUGCUCGCUUCCGGCGAGGUUUCAUCCACAGCGGCAUUAGCGUGUUGCCCAGGCAGACAUGUGGACUCUUCACGCACACCAUCUUCUAUAAAGACUACCCUGGCAGUCCGAAUGAACUGGACAAGCUCAUCAAUGGAGGAGAACUCUUCCUCACCGUUCUGCUCAACCCCAUUAGUAUCUUCAUGACCCAUCUGUCCAACUACGGGAAUGACCGCCUCGGCCUGUACACCUUUAAAAGCCUGGUGAUGUUCAUCCAGACGUGGACCAACCUGAAGAUGCAGACGCUGCCGCCUAUCCAGCUGGCUCAGAAGUACUUCAGCCUCUUCCCCUCUGAGAGAGACCCCCUCUGGCAGGAUCCUUGUGAGGACAAAAGGCACAAGGACAUCUGGUCCAAAGAGAAAACAUGUGACCGCUUCCCCAAACUGCUCGUCAUCGGACCUCAGAAGACAGGGACGACGGCCCUUUAUCUAUUUCUUGGCAUGCACCCUGAUCUGACCAGUAACUACCCCAGCAAGGAGACGUUUGAAGAGAUCCAGUUCUUCAACGGACACAACUAUCACAGAGGCAUUGACUGGUACAUGGAAUAUUUCCCUCUGCCCUCAAACACCAGUUCAGACUACUACUUUGAGAAGAGUGCCAACUACUUUGAUUCUGAGGUCGCUGCUCAGAGGGCUGCAGCUCUCCUGCCCAAAGCCAAGAUCGUCACCAUCCUCAUCAACCCGGCGGACAGAGCUUACUCUUGGUACCAGCACCAAAGAGCCCACGAUGACCCAGUGGCGUUGAAAUACUCCUUUCACGACGUCAUCACUGCGGGCCACAAUGCUCCAGUCAAACUACGGGUCCUCCAGAAUCGCUGCCUGGUGCCGGGUUGGUACGCCAUCCACCUGGAACGCUGGCUCAACUUCUACCACUCCAGCCAGUUGUUAGUUUUGGAUGGACAGAUGCUGAAAACUGAGCCUGCAUCAGUCAUGGAUAAAAUCCAGAAGUUUCUUGGCCUUGCUAACAUUAUCAACUACCACAAGAUCUUAGCGUUCGACCCGAAGAAAGGCUUUUGGUGUCAGCUGCUGGAAGGAGGGAAGACAAAGUGUUUGGGAAAGAGUAAAGGACGCAGGUACCCUGACAUGGACCCAGAGUCCCAGGGGUUCCUCAGGGAGUACUAUAGGGAUCACAACAUCGAGCUGUCGAAGCUGCUCUACAGGAUGGGUCAGCCACUGCCCAGCUGGCUCCGAGAAGAGCUGGUCCAUACCAGGUAGCAGCACCACCGGGGAAGACCACAGCUCCACACUGAACCACUGCUCUACCCUGCUGGGGCUCACUGGCCACAUGGCCUGAAGGGUCAACGAUCCCAAACAGUUUCGACAGAAAGGAAAUAUGUUGAGAUUCGAGGAAGGGAUACCCAACUAGACCUCAGAACUUAACCGCGAUCUUCCCAAAUACGGGCAACAGUGGACAAACCAGGAACACGGGAAACCCUAAUAGUGUGUCCUGAAGAAGAAACAGGGAAGUGAUGGCACAUGAGGGACCUGCAGUGUUUGGUAAUCACAUCACUGGUUCUCCUCAAUCAAACGUUCUUUUCUUCACAUGAACUUCUUCCUGGAAAUCAAAAAGAGGAAAAAAAGGGUCUGAAGCUUGAGCAGCUUCAGGUUUGGAAAACAGGUGAUAGAAGAAUGAACAGCAUCAUCUGUUCAUGCAGGCAAACAGGCAACGAAAUACUGACUUAAAGGUUGGCUGCCUGAUCGACAGAGAGACAUUGGUUGCAAAUGCCUUUGACACAAGUGUUUUUAUGAGGGGACACCUAGAGUCUUGACUCAGGCUGCAUGUUGUAGCCUUACUUGAUAGGCCUUGGUAGAAUCUAGUUAUCACAUUUACAAGUGCCAGGACAGAAUCUUCAUUAAACUAUUGCCAUGUGGACUUUUGAGGGUUCUUUUUUUUUUUUUUUAAGUUUUAUGUUUUGUUUUUCCGAUUUUAACAUUUCUAUAAUGCUGAUGGCAAUACAUUGUUUUAGAAUGUACCAAAACUAAAUAUCUUAGCUAUGUUGUUUUCACAUAGGCAGGGUGUACAGGGCAGUUAUUUAUACUGUUUUCAGCUCAGCCUGCUUUUUAGUCAGUUUCAUGACCUCUGAACUGGCUAAAGCAGGGACAAGUAGGAUUGAAAGCACAAUGUUUUAGGCACUCGAGCGAACAUCGAUUCUGAACAUACAGGUUACUGGAAAGCACACUAAUACAAUGGCUCCUCCGACUACAAUCUGUGAAGAAGAUCAUAAGCUAGCUACUGUAUCUUUAAAUAAGCCCUCUGGUCCGAUAGAUUCAGAUAGUGUACAGAAACCAGUGUGCAUUUCAAAAUCUGUUUUCAGCAUCGGGUUUUUGGUUUUUUUUUUGUCAAAACUGUAUAUUUUGUCUGAUAUUUUAUUUCACUUCAUUUACUAUAGGAUUUUAAUUUGGGGGGGAGGAAAUAAUAAAGCUGUCUCUGGGUAAAAAGCGUGUAAAGCCACCAGGUGAAAACAGUCUGCCCAGUGACACCACAUGGACGUUUGGUUGUCGGUCGAGGCGUCACCACUGCAACUAGAUGUCAAGCAUAGAUAACAAAAAGCUGCUCUUACUGCAAUAGUUUUGUACAAUGUUCUGAUGUAAUAACAAUGCACAUGUUGGUCCACUAUUUCCUGACUUUGUAAUGUACAUAACGCGAAAACCCCUCGGUAGACCUAAAUUAUUGAAUGUGUUUGGGUUUACACUCUCCAUCAGCCCAUUCUUCAUAGUGUGAACUGUCAGUGCUGUGCUGACGGGAGUUUGGAUGUUUUCAUUGUGCGAAGGUGCGUCGCUAAGAUUAUUUCCUCUCAUGUCCUCUCACUGCCAACUAUUGUACAAAGGUACUGAGUCUCUCCAUAUAAAGUAUUAAGUGAUAACACAUAACAGCAGCGAUGGUACUAAUCUCCUGGACUGUAUGAUAAAGAUUUGUAAUUGUUGUCAAUAAUUUUUACAGUGUAACUAAUAUUGUCGGUGCUUUUUAAUUUGCAAAUAAAACACCACUGUAUUUUUCAGUA
This is a messenger RNA of Amphiprion ocellaris (clown anemonefish), 5100 nucleotides long. RefSeq names its product N-deacetylase/N-sulfotransferase (heparan glucosaminyl) 1a (gene ndst1a). Gene Ontology annotation, cellular component: Golgi apparatus. The record is from RefSeq and is a predicted model, not a curated record. Gene Ontology annotation, molecular function: heparan sulfate N-sulfotransferase activity; deacetylase activity. The coding region runs from base 644 to 3313 and encodes 889 amino acids. Lineage: Eukaryota; Metazoa; Chordata; Actinopteri; Pomacentridae. The transcript has 15 exons.